ACACAGGAUAACACUUGGUGAUCUCGAUGGACUAUUCUACAUGACCAGAGCCCCAUACAACACAAUUGUGCACACACAUUCGCUGGUCCCUGACCAGUCCAGCUCAAAGAAUGAAACGGAAUUUCAUUCUUUGGUCCACGAUGGUGGUGGUUGUGGUGGUGACAGCAACAGCCUCACAAAAUGGUCUCGCAGCUGUAGACUUCCAGCACCAGGCCGUGCUGGACCAGCGCGGAGCAUUCCUCAUGAUGUGGACACCAGGGAAAGACAGUGUAACGGUGGAGGUUCAAGUGGCCACCACUGGCUGGGUAGGCGUCGGGUUCUCGCCCAACGGAGGAAUGCGUGGCGCAGACAUCACGCUGGGAUGGGUGGAUUCCCAGGGGCAGCUGCACGUGCAUGAUCGCUACGCCCACGGCAUGACGAUACCCGUGGUGGACAUCGCUCAGAACGUGGUGGUGGAGGGCGGCUACCAGAACGACACCCACACUGUGAUGCGCUUCUCCAGGCCUUGGAACACCUGUGACACCAAACACGACAUGAAACUCUCGGACGACACAGUGAGGGUUAUCUGGGCCUAUGGCGACGAAGACCCCAUACACGAGAUGGACAUGAAGCACCACGUGGAGCGAGGGACCAAGAGUAUGUACCUGAGGGAGCCCAAAUUCAGGCGUCCAUCAAUGACGGAUGACAUCAAGGCCUGGGACAUUCGCGCACCCAACGUUAGCGUGCCCUCCCACACCGACACUCUCUACUGGUGCAAGCUCGUCAAGGUGCCAGACUUCGGCACCAAGGUCCACGUUAUCGGGUUCGAGCCACUCAUCUCUCAAGAAAACCUGCCCUAUGUACACCACAUCCUGCUCUACUCCUGUGGUGACAUAUCCCCGCACCUAGAGAAGUGGGCGCAGCAUGAUGGUGUGCAGUGCUUUUCGCCCAACAUGCCGCCCUCCAUGACCGCCUGUAAGAGCACGUUCAGCGUAGCCUGGGCCAUAGGCAAUGAAGGGGAGAUGUGGCCAGAGCACACGGGCAUACCGCUGGGGGAUGGCAGCGGCGUGUCUUACUACGUCAUGGAGAUACACUAUGACAACCCUAAGCUGACGGGAGGCAUUGUGGACAACUCUGGUCUCCGCCUUCUUUACACGGAGAAGCUGAGGAAAUAUGACGCAGGAAUCAUAGGCGCUGGCCACAAAGUCUCGCCACUAAUGAUCGUUCCCCCCAAACACACCUGGAAAACCGUUGCUCACUGCUCGGGUUACUGCACUCAGACGACCUUCCCCCCAGAAGGCAUCAAGGUGUUCCAAGUUUUCCUCCACGCGCAUCUCCUCGGCCGCGGACUGACCGUACGACACAUCCGUGAAGGCAGAGAACUUCCUGUUAUCUCUCAGGACCUCAACUAUGACUUCAACUACCAGCAAGGGCGCAGACUGCCGCAGGAGGUGACGGUGCUGCCCGGCGACUCCCUCAUCGUGGAGUGCCAGUACGAUGCCAGACACAAAACAGUGCCAACCUUCGGCGGCGAGGGCACCCAGGAGGAGAUGUGCCUGGCCUUCCUUAUGUACUACCCCAAGUUGUCCAUGGCCAAGUGCCAUUCCAGCCCAAUGUUGGAGAAUCUCUACCGUCCGCUGGGAGUGAAGACCAUCGCCAGGAAUACAAGUACGGAACCAUAUUUAAAGAACAAAGCUGACAAGAAAGAAAAGGAGCUGAUCGAGGCACUGUUGGUGAGGAAGGAGACUCCAGCGGUGACAGAGCUUGACUUGGCAGCGUACUACAAGGAAGUGGCUGUGAUGGAGCCGGCCUCACUGAAGAGCAAGACUUUGUACGACAUUCUUUUUGAUGAGGAGACAUGGAAUGAUGAGAGGAAGCUGAAGAAACUACAAAAACGGAUAGAAUUUAGUCCCCACCAAGGAUAUUGUAGACUUGGUGAUGAAAAUGGAUUACUAAAAUCCAUCCUAAAGUACCCGCAUUUCACCACCAUCAAGACACUGGAUGAUGAGUGUCUGGCGCCACAGGUGUCUCCAGAUCACCUGCCCCCGUACCAAGAUGAGUCACACAACACACAGAGAUCAGUCAUAGAGAAGGAAGAUCCUGCCAGCCGUGCCCUCCAGCCAGCUGUCAUCCUGCCCUCCCUCCUCGCCCCACUGCUCCUCCUGAUCCUCUUCCUCCACUGAUACAAAGACUCUCAUGGAAAGAAAAACAUUAUACACUGCUAUUGGAAAGUGCUUGUCAUAUUCCAAGCAAAGCAGAAAUAAGUGCAUUUGUUCCAUUAAUGAUAAUAAUAAAUAACAAUAAUAAUAAUAAUAAUAAUCUAUAAUACAAUUAUGAUAUAAAUAUGAUAACAUUUCAGCCAACAGCAAUAUAGAAUAUGCAAAGGUU
Messenger RNA from Portunus trituberculatus (swimming crab), 2367 nucleotides. RefSeq names its product DBH-like monooxygenase protein 1. The coding region runs from base 111 to 2162 and encodes 683 amino acids. Lineage: Eukaryota; Metazoa; Arthropoda; Malacostraca; Decapoda; Portunidae. Gene Ontology annotation, cellular component: secretory granule membrane. Gene Ontology annotation, biological process: dopamine catabolic process; octopamine biosynthetic process; norepinephrine biosynthetic process. The record is from RefSeq and is a predicted model, not a curated record. The transcript has 16 exons. Gene Ontology annotation, molecular function: copper ion binding; dopamine beta-monooxygenase activity.